AUGACUCAAGCAGUUUUCUCUUUUUCAGAUGCAAUAGAGGAUUCAGAUGAUGUGAGGAUUGUCCUGCUGGGAAAAACUGGAGUUGGGAAGAGUGCAACCGGAAACACCAUCUUAGGGAGAGAAGCAUUUAAAGAAGACAUGUCUCAAGAGUCAGUUACUAAAGAGUGUCAGAGAGAGACGGCUGAGAUUGAUGGCAGACUCAUUACUGUGAUUGACACUCCAGGACUGUUUGAUACUAAAGUUAGUCAUGAAGAGAUCCAGAGAGAAAUCAGCAACUGCAUCUCCAUGAUUCUGCCUGGACCACAUGUGUUUCUGUUACUGAUACCACUGGGACGAUUCACUCAGGAGGAGGAAAACACAGUGAAGAAAAUUCAGCAGACUUUUGGUGAAAACUCCCUGAUGUACACUAUUGUGCUCUUCACCAGAGGAGAUAAUCUGAAGAAGAAGACCAUUGAAGAGUAUCUGGAUAAACCUGGAUCUGCUUUGAUGAAGCUCAUCGGACAGUGUGGAAACAGAUAUCAUGUGUUCAAUAAUAAUGCGACUGGAGACCGUGUGCAGGUGUCUACAUUACUGCAGAAAAUCAACGACAUGGUGACAGCAAAUGGAGGGAGUUACUACUCAUGUAAGAUGUUCAGACAGAUGGAAAGAGAGAAACAAGAAGCACAAAUGAAGAAGCUAAUGGACAAAAUGGACGAACUGACGAGAGAGAGAGAAGAACUGCUGGCCAAACAUGCAGAAGAGAAAGAGAAAAUAAAGAUGAAGAUUGAGGAAGAAAGAAACAUUCAUGAUGCAGAGAAGAAGAGAAGAGAAGAAGAAUUUGAGAAAAGGAGGGAGAAAGAACAAAACAUGUGGGAUGAAUCUUAUCAGAGACUUAAAGAAGAGAGAGAUGAAAUCAAAAGAGAGAACGAGAGAAUAAAAACAGAGAAAGAAGAUCUUCAGGUCAAACAUGAAGUAGAAAUGGAAAAGAUGAAGAUGAUGAUGGAGGAAGAAAGACAGAAUCAUGACAUAGAGAGGAGGAAGAGAGAAGAAGAAAUCAGAGUGAAUGAAGAACAAUACAAAAGAGAAAUUAAAAUAGAACAAGAGAAAUGGGAGAAAAAGAUACAAGAGGAAAAACAGAGAGGAGAAGAAGAAUUUGAGAAAAGGAGGGAGAAAUAA
Molecule: messenger RNA, 1155 nt
Organism: Rhinichthys klamathensis goyatoka
Lineage: Eukaryota; Metazoa; Chordata; Actinopteri; Cypriniformes; Leuciscidae
Product: GTPase IMAP family member 9-like
Exons: 1
Coding region: 1-1155 (384 amino acids)
Molecular function (GO): GTP binding
Source: RefSeq, a predicted model, not a curated record